AUUUCGUCGUCGUUUGUUUGGUACAGCAUCGAAAGUUUAGUUUCUUGUAUUUGGUUUUUCUAUUUACAUUUCGAUCACACAGUUUUGAACAUUUUACAUAAUGAGUAAAAUUUCCAAGUUUUUCAAAGUAGGGUCGACUUCGAAAAACCGAGGUCCGACCACUCAAGAGGCGAUUCACAAACUCAGGGAGACUGAGGAAAUGCUAACUAAAAAACAGGAGUACCUGGAAAACAGAAUACAACAAGAGCUAGCCACUGCUAAAAAGCACGGUACCAAGAAUAAAAGAGCUGCUUUACAGGCACUAAAACGAAAAAAGAGAUUCGAGCAGCAGCUGGCUCAGAUUGAUGGAACAAUUUCUACCAUCGAAUUCCAGAGAGAAGCGUUGGAGAAUGCAAACACAAAUACAGAAGUGUUGAAGAAUAUGGGAUAUGCAGCUAAAGCCAUUAAAGGAGCGCAUGAGAACAUGGACUUGGAUAAAAUUGAUUCGCUUAUGCAGGACAUUAAUGAGCAGCAAGAGGUUGCACAAGAAAUCUCAGACGCCAUCUCCCGACCAGUUGGAUUUGGGGAACAAUAUGAUGAGGAUGAGCUGCUGGCUGAGCUGGAGGAGUUGGAACAGGAGGAACUUGACCAGAACAUGGUUAGCAUGGGAGGACUGCCCAGUGUUCCAUCAGCAUCUCUGCCAUCUAGGCCAGUUUCCAAGAAGAAGGUGGAUGUCAAUGACGACCUUGACAUGGAACAGCUGGCAGCCUGGGCAACAUAAUUCGUUAAAAAAUAUUUACAUGCUUACUUACAAAAGACUACGUUGUAGAUUUAAGUAUACUGAACAUGUUGUAGUAUUGUGGGUUUUUUUUUUACUUUGUAUUGAGGUGCUUUUGGGGAUUUUUUUUUUUACUGUUUUUCUGGAGUGAAAAACUUUUUUUAUUUAAAAAAAUAUAUACAUAUAUAUUUUAUCUAAACACGAAGUACUUUUUUUCUAAGCUUGUAAUCGACAAAAACCCAGCAUUCAUUGACAGCAGAGGGCCUGAUGACUUAGUAACUAUAAUAUUACAACCAAAUAUUGUUAAUAUGGUGUAAUUGUUCUUUACUUUUGGAUUAGGUUGAUAAACCUACUCUGCAUUGCAUUUUAAUUAUUGAAGGUCUUGUAUCACUUUCAAGGUUGUGUUGCACAUGAAUUAUAGGACAUACUUCUGAAGAUGUACAGCAUGAUGCCAGCAUGUCUCCUAAUAUUUGGAGAUUUUAUAUUAAUUCAUUCACCAUUUAAGUGACUGUUGUUGGGUUGCAUGAAGUCUUGUAAGUGUAGCAUACAAGGUGAAAAACAUCUUGCUCAAAUAAUCUCAUUCUUGUAUCUCAAAGCUCACAAAAUGACACUAAGUAAUGUGCUGAAUAAUAUAUUUCUUAUUACAGGUGAUUUCCUCUUUAAAUGCAAUGCAAUAAUAUAUCAAAUGCAUUGUGAUUAUUAACUCUUGUAGCACCUUAUUGUACUGCUUUUGAAAAAAAAAAAAAUAAACUUGUAAGGACAAUCACCAGAA
This is a messenger RNA of Polyodon spathula (Mississippi paddlefish), 1529 nucleotides long. RefSeq names its product charged multivesicular body protein 4c-like. The transcript has 5 exons. Gene Ontology annotation, biological process: vesicle budding from membrane; late endosome to vacuole transport via multivesicular body sorting pathway. NCBI's taxonomy places the organism in Eukaryota, Metazoa, Chordata, Actinopteri, Acipenseriformes, Polyodontidae. The record is from RefSeq and is a predicted model, not a curated record. Gene Ontology annotation, cellular component: cytoplasmic side of plasma membrane; multivesicular body; ESCRT III complex. The coding region runs from base 101 to 760 and encodes 219 amino acids.